Molecule: messenger RNA, 972 nt
Organism: Cuculus canorus (common cuckoo)
Lineage: Eukaryota; Metazoa; Chordata; Aves; Cuculiformes; Cuculidae
Source: RefSeq, a predicted model, not a curated record
AUGGGCUGCAAUGUUUCUAACAGGGUCACUGUCAUACAGCUGUCUUCUGAGGAGCUACAGAACAACUAUGAAGCCAAAAGCCAAGUAGUGACUUCUUCCAAACAAGCCCUGUAUAAAACUAAAAAUGACAGUAUUGCUAGAACUGAGCCUAUCCUCUCAUUGAACGGAGCAGCCUGGCCAACAGACACUUCAAAGGAUGGAGCCAAACUCAGAGAUGAGACCACUGAGGGGAACUCCCCUGGGGAACUACCGGAAAGAUUUACAACUUCUCAGAAAAACACAAAGCACAGCAAUGCUGUUACAACAAAAUUGAUAGACCAUGAAAGCAUAGGAAAGUUUGGGUUCAUUCAACAGAAGAGCGCAGCGUUCUUUACAAGACAGCCUUUUAAUGCACUGCUCACCAAUGAGUUCUCCUGUAAAUCAUGGCCCUUACAGAAAACAGAGCAAAAAUCAGACAUUCCUGAGGUACUGAGGAUGCAGAGAAUAAUCAAGAGCCAAAACACCUUCCUUUCAUAUACUUCUCCAGUCCUGGCAGUGAGAGAUGCCCUGGAAGGGACACUGAAGGAACCACUAGCUAGGCUGGAAAAUAUUAAGUUUUUAAACAAAGAAGUCGGCGAUUUUACAGUGAAGGACAAAGACUUCUUGCUUGUUUCAUCACCUAAAACCAUCUCGUUUUCAAAAAUUGAGCUAAUGCAGACAAUUCAUGUUAGGAAAGAGGAACUGAACAAAAUGCCACAAUACAUCACAUUUUUCCCAGCAACUGCCCACCAGACUGUGGGUAAACAGACUGAGAAGAACUGCCCAAGUUUUGGAAGUCAAGUAGGUACAGACACCCCACUCUCACCGUUAAAUGGAGAGCCAGAGGUACUGCUGAAGGCAAUAACUGCAGCAGAAGCCAUAAAAAAUUAUACCAAGGACUCUGUCAUCGAGUCUGAAACUUACAACUGCAUCAAUGAAAUAAUCUGGAUCUAA